Messenger RNA from Danio rerio (zebrafish), 1040 nucleotides. Lineage: Eukaryota; Metazoa; Chordata; Actinopteri; Cypriniformes; Danionidae. The record is from RefSeq and is a predicted model, not a curated record.
UAGAAGUCAAACAGGCUCCUGAGAAGCAAAGAAACGCCACUGUGUCAGAGAGAACACAAUCACUUUGAAAGAAAAGGACAAGUAUGAAGAAAUGAGUUUUGGAGUUAUUGCUGUGGAUGUAGUCUUUAAAGUUAUACUGAAGCGAGACACAACAGAUCGUUUGUCUUGGGUUGGAUCAGUCUGGUGUUUAUUGUCUUAGAUCCAUGAAUGUCUUCUUUCUCUGUUGCCAUGGGCAACUACAACGCUGCUCUUACUGCUGAUGUUGAAGAUUUCAAGUCCAUUGUAUCAACUCUGACUGAGCAGAACAGACUGGAGAACACACUCUCCAUUAAUCAUGUCAGCUGUUGAUAAAGAAGCAGGACAAGAAAUGAAUGAAGUGAACCAAGAACCAGACUUGCUGGCUCUAAAGUUUCUUUAUUGUAACAUAGAAGCACCCAAAGACACCACAGAACCUGUUAGCAACUGUACCUCUACACCCAUUCCAGAGGCUUCUUCUUCAUCAUCAUCUUCUGGCACAGCUACCUUGACUCCACUCCCUGCGUAUCUUUCUGCAUUAUUAGCUAAACCCAGACCAGCCCUGAAGGGCCCUGCCACAAUGGAGCAGAUGAGGGCAGAGCUUAGAGAACUGCGAGAUGAACUGGACACACUUAAGACUCAGCAGAAAAAGGAGAUCAAACUGCUCAUGAACGAACUUGAUGAAGAAAAAAAGAUGCGUUUGUCACUGCAAAUUGAAGUAGAACGGCUUAAGAAGCACAUGUCCAAGUGAGCCAGCGCUGAGGGAUCCAUUCAAAUUGGUCAAAUCUGACAAAUCAUGCCAUUUAACAUCUGAAUGAGCAAACUGAAGUGAAACGAAAAGCUUCCAAAGACUGAGGAAGAACUUAAAGACUUAUUUGUUUUUUAAAUGAUAUUUUAUGAUUGCAUUACAAUGUAGCAGCUUGGCUUAUUUUAAAGGAUGUUUUGAGUUUUAAUCUGUGGAAGAUGAUUGUAAAGAAAAAUCCAUUUAACUGUUGGAAUAAAGGACAUCAAAUCUUGCUUUUAAA